Salvia miltiorrhiza (redroot sage) is the source of this 3863-nucleotide messenger RNA. Its product is annotated as protein ALWAYS EARLY 3-like. The coding region runs from base 179 to 3580 and encodes 1133 amino acids. Lineage: Eukaryota; Viridiplantae; Streptophyta; Magnoliopsida; Lamiales; Lamiaceae. Gene Ontology annotation, biological process: DNA-templated transcription; regulation of transcription by RNA polymerase II; regulation of cell cycle. Gene Ontology annotation, cellular component: transcription repressor complex; nucleoplasm. Gene Ontology annotation, molecular function: DNA binding. The record is from RefSeq and is a predicted model, not a curated record. The transcript has 21 exons.
AGAGAAAAAAUACAUUCUUUCUUCUUCAAACCUUCCUCUCUCUAAAACACACUCCUUUUCUCUCUCUAAACGCCCGCAAAUUGUCGUUAUCCUUUUCUCUUUCCUUCCACUAACAAUCGCUUGUGAAUUCGAAUCUGAGAGCUUUCUGCAAUGUGGUGAAUUGAAUUUAUUGGAGCUGAUGAUGGGACCACCGAGAAAAUCUAGAAGUGUUAACAGGCGGUAUACCCACGAAGAUUCUCCCAGUAAAGACGAUGAUAGUACCAAAAGAAGCAAUGGCCGGAAAAGAAAGUUGACCGACAUGCUUGGGCCUCGGUGGACCACUGAAGAGCUAUCCCGUUUUUAUGAUGCUUACCGCAAGUACAAUAAAGAUUGGAAAAAGAUUGGAAGUGCUGUGAGAAAUCGCUCCCCCGAGAUGGUGGAGGCCCUUUACACAAUGAAUAAGGCGUACUUAUCUCUUCCACACGGAACUGCUUCUUCAGACGGGUUGAUUGCUAUGAUGACUGAUCAUUACUGCAAUUUGGCAGGAAGUGACAGUGACCUGGAAAGCAAUGAUGGGACUGGAUCAUCUAGAAAGAUUCAGAAGCGUGCCCGUGGCAAAGUCCAGCCUACUACAUCUAAAGCAUCUGAUGAUCAAUUUGUUUCACAUUCCCCGGUCACUGUGCCCGAUUAUGGUUUCCUAUCAUUGUUGAAGAAGAAACGCUCUGGAGGAAGCCGACCUUGUGCUGUUGGGAAAAGGACACCAAGGUUCCCUGUUUCAUUUCCAAGUGAAAGGUUUAAUGCGGAAAGUAAUGUUUCUCCCAGAAGGCCAGGCUUGAAGCUAAAGGCUAAUGCCAAUGAUGAUGAAGUAGCUCAGGAGAUAGCCAUUGCUUUAGCAGAGGCAUCACAAAAAGGUGGCUCUUCCAAGGUUUCACGGACACCAAGUAAAAUAGCUGAAAGUGUUAUGUCAUCACCUUUUAGAUAUGCUCAGAGAAAGCAUUCGCUAGCAGAAAUGACCAGCCACCAGAAUGCUGCCUUGGAUGAAGAAGAAUUAGAAGGAAGCACAGAAGCUGACACUGGUGAGCUGUCUAGGUACAAACCUUCCGUAGUGAAAGAGAAGACAAAGAAACUCAAAGGCAAAAAUUAUGAAAUUGGUAAUAAUGGCGAGCAUCUCUUGGAUGACAUCAAGGAAGAAUGUAGUGGAACAGAAGAAGGUCAGCGGUUUGGAGCAAUGAAAGGCAACUUUCAUGUGGAGGUCACCGAUACCAAGAUUUCGAGGUCCUCUGUGCAGAGUCAGAGAAAGAAGAGCAAAAAGGUUCUCUUUGGAAAAGAUGAUGCUCCAGCCUUCGAUGCCCUGCAAACACUGGCUGAUUUGUCACUGAUGAUGCCCUUAGGAGAUGAAGAUGAUUCAAGGCUGCAAUUCAAAGACGAUCCUGUUGAUGAGUUGCUGUCUACAGAAUCUUUGCCAAUGAACCAGAAAAAAGAAAAACGUAGAUACUCAGUGGUAAGAAUGAAAGGGCACAAACCAAUAUCAAGUUCUGAAAUUGCACCCAGUAAAACCUCAAAACCUGGAAAAGCUUCAGCUAUUGGUUCUGUUCCUGAAGAAGAUCAGGAUCUUCAACUAGCUAUCACCAAAACACCAAGAAGAAAACAAAAGAUGCAAGCGUCUAAGAUUCUAAAAACUGAAGCUCAUCCAGAUAUUCAUUUAAGUCGAUCUCCUCAGGUUGAGGAUGGAGAUCCUGGGAAGAAGUUAAUGAAUAGAAGUAAGAAAUCUUCUCAAAGUGGCUCACCACAUUUACUAAGAAAUUCAGAGAAUUCUUCCAGUGCUGAUAUACGAAAAGAAGCAUGUGAGCCAGCACAAUCAGUUGCACAUGUUCCUGUGGCUCAUCAGGUCAACUUACCAACUAAAGUCAGGAGCAGACGAAAAAUGGACCUCAAGGAACGACAAAAACUUCUUGAUAAAGUCUCAAAUGACCAAAGUGAUCCGUCUAUUGCUUCAGUACAUGACAGAGCACUUAAUUCCAAGAAAAAUAUGUCCAUUUGCUUGUCAAAUCCUCGUCUGAGAAGAUGGUGCACUUAUGAAUGGUUCUACAGCGCCAUUGAUUAUCCUUGGUUUGCAAAGAGGGAGUUUGUUGAAUAUCUGUAUCAUGUUGGAUUGGGUCAUGUGCCAAGAUUAACACGUGUAGAGUGGGGUGUCAUUAGAAGUUCUCUUGGUAAGCCACGACGAUUUUCAGAGCAGUUCCUAAAGGAAGAGAAGGAUAAGCUUAAUCAGUACCGGGAUUCUGUUAGAAAACAUUAUACUGAGCUUCGUGAAGGUGUUCGGGAGGGACUGCCAACUGACCUCGCGCGGCCUUUAUCGGUUGGACAACGUGUCAUUGCCAUCCAUCCAAAAACAAGAGAGGUCCAUGACGGAAGUGUGCUGACUGUUGAUCAUUCUAGGUGUCGGGUCCAAUUUGACCGUCAUGAGCUAGGAGUUGAAUUUGUCAUGGACAUCGACUGCAUGCCUUUGAAUCCUCUCGAGAAUCUGCCUAUAGCAUUGGUUGGGAAAAAACCAAUUUCUGCUGAUAGGUUUUUCGAAAAUUUCAACGAGCUAAAAGUAGGUGGACGAAUACAAGAGUGCAUGAAGCUUUGCCCCGGUGACAAAGUUGAUGCCACUGACGAUAUCUCCCACUUGUCUCUGUCAGCUGAUCCUGCAACUUUGUUGAAUCAGACAAAGGUCUCUACUGCAAAUACUAAUAUGCAAAUGAGGAUUGGAUCUGCUGAAACUGCCGAUUACCAACAAAUGGCAUAUUCUCAGCCUAGUGCACUGGCUCAGAUCCAGGCGAAGGAAGCUGAUGUUCAAGCUCUCGCUGAGCUGACUCGUGCACUUGAGAAAAAGGAAGCUGUUGUUCAAGAGCUGAGGCGCAUGAACGACGAUGUGUCCAGAUAUCAGAUUGACGGCGAUAGCCCUUUGAAGGACUCUGAGCCAUUUAAAAAACAAUAUGCUGCAGUACUUGUACAGUUGAAUGAAGCCAAUGAACAGGUUUCUUCUGCUUUAUAUUGCUUGAGACAGAGGAAUACAUAUCAAGGAAACAUGCCACUUUUAUGGUCCAGGCCAGGCACAAAUUUUGCUGAUCCUGGCGGGGAAUUUUCUCUCGACCGUUCUGCAUGUCAAACGAUCGAAUCGGGACCCCACGUGAACGAGAUCAUCGAUAGUUCGAGAACAAAAGCACGUGCAAUGGUGGAUGCUGCUAUGCAGGCGAUGUCGUCUCUCAAGUGUAGGGAGGACACCACCGAGAAGAUUGAGGAAGCUAUAGAUUAUGUUAACGACCGGCUUCCUUCUGAUGAUUCCAGCACGCCUAUGGCACCUAAUCCUAAGGCUACAAGUGCAUCCGACUCAGAGUCUCAAAUUCCUUUCGAGUUGAUCUCCAAAUGCGUCGCGACUUUGCUUAUGAUUCAGAAGUGCACACAACGGCAGUUUCCUCCAUCCGAUGUGGCACAGAUUCUGGAUUCCGCCGUGACAAGCUUGCAGCCACGCAGCUCGCAGAAUCUCCCCGUUUACACCGAAAUACAGAAGUGCAUGGGCAUCAUCAGGAACCAGAUAAUGGCAUUAAUACCGACGUAGACACGGCUUCGCCGGCGAUCGGCUUCUGCUGGUAGUGUAAAUAAUUCAUUUCUUGAUUCUCUUAGCUUUCAUUCUUUGUUAACAUUGAAUGAGGGAAAUGGAGUGAGAGCCAUUGAAUGUUUGAUUGCUGAGUAGUUUUUUUCUUCUCAAGGUAUUGUAGCUUUGAACUUAAUUCGCCUUGGCAUUAAUUGUUGGAUUGAGAUGCUGUUUUCAAUUUUUGUAAGUUGAUUUUAGGCUUGAAUUAGUCCCUAUAAUUAAUCAUCUUUUAGUGAAUUUUGUUUGA